AAGUGCAUAAAGUGAGGUGGUGCACUAAAGCACAUAGACCCUCCCUUUUUACGUUGAUCCGCCGGUCGUUAGUUUUGCAGCAGGUCGCACGUCUAGAACUUCCUGUGCUCGUGCAUCAAGGAGAAAGUGAGGUUUUGCUUCCACAAACAGAACAGUGACAAACAAUCUUCAAGAUGUCUUCUGGAAACGCUAAGAUCGGUCAGCCUGCUCCUCAGUUCAAGGCCACAGCUGUGGUAGACGGACAGUUUAAAGACGUUCAGCUCUCUGACUACAGAGGGAAAUAUGUCAUUUUGUUCUUCUAUCCACUUGAUUUCACCUUCGUCUGUCCUACCGAGAUCAUCGCGUUCAGCGAACGGGCUGCUGAGUUCCGUAAAAUCGGCUGCGAGGUCAUCGCUGCCUCCACCGACUCUCAUUUCAGCCAUCUGGCAUGGGUCAACACACCCAGGAAGCAGGGUGGCCUCGGCUCCAUGAACAUCCCGCUGGUGGCUGACCUGACUCAAUCCAUCUCCCGCGAUUACGGCGUCCUGAAAGAGGACGAGGGCAUCGCCUACAGAGGUCUGUUUGUGAUUGACGAUAAAGGCAUCUUGAGGCAGAUCACCAUCAACGACCUGCCGGUGGGCCGCUCAGUGGACGAGACGCUGAGACUGGUGCAGGCCUUCCAGCACACUGACAAAUAUGGAGAAGUUUGUCCUGCUGGAUGGAAACCAGGAAGUGACACUAUUGUUCCAGAUGUGCAGAAGAGCAAGGAGUUCUUCUCCAAGCAGUAACAGUCCUGCUGUACCUCCCGGAUCGUGCUCCCCAUUCAGUGGGACGCCAGAGCACUUAACCUUAGUCUGAGAGUUCUUGAAAAGUUGUCUAAGCCAACGUAACAAACUCUUUGCAGUUUAAAUGCACUUGUUAGACAGAUUUGUUUUCCUUUCCAUUGUCCCAUGCACUGACAUGUCUGUAGUUUGUUUUCCGCUCUAGUUAAGUCAUUAUUACAUAUUUAGUACAUUUGAUCCAUUUUGAAUUGUCUCAAGUUGUAUAACAUUCUGGUGAUCCUCAAUAUCUGUCAAAAUAAACAGACUGUUAUUGUGUGA
Molecule: messenger RNA, 1079 nt
Organism: Labeo rohita (rohu)
Lineage: Eukaryota; Metazoa; Chordata; Actinopteri; Cypriniformes; Cyprinidae
Gene: prdx2
Product: peroxiredoxin 2
Exons: 6
Coding region: 174-767 (197 amino acids)
Biological process (GO): leukocyte activation; cell redox homeostasis; cellular response to stress
Cellular component (GO): cytosol
Molecular function (GO): thioredoxin peroxidase activity
Source: RefSeq, a predicted model, not a curated record